This is a messenger RNA of Galeopterus variegatus (Sunda flying lemur), 1096 nucleotides long. It is a transcript of the gene KLK1, whose product is annotated as kallikrein 1. Bases 1 to 786 code for a protein of 261 amino acids. Gene Ontology annotation, molecular function: serine-type endopeptidase activity. The record is from RefSeq and is a predicted model, not a curated record. Gene Ontology annotation, biological process: proteolysis. The transcript has 5 exons. Lineage: Eukaryota; Metazoa; Chordata; Mammalia; Dermoptera; Cynocephalidae.
AUGUGGUUCCUGGUUCUGUGCCUCGCCCUGUCCCUGGGGGGGACUGGCGCUGUGCCCCCCAUCCAGUCCCGAAUCGUGGAAGGCUGGGAGUGUGAGAAGAAUUCCCAGCCCUGGCAGGUGGCUCUGUACCAUUUCAGCAACUUCCAGUGUGGGGGCGUGCUGAUACACCCGCAGUGGGUGCUCACGGCCGCCCACUGCCUCAGCGAGAAUUACCAGCUCUGGCUGGGUCGCCACAACCUGUUUGAAAACGAAGACACAGCCCAGUUUGUCCAGGUCAGUGAGAGCUUCCCACACCAUGGCUUUAACCUGAGCUACCUGAAGAACUACACCCGCCACUCAGAUGAUGACUACAGCCACGACAUCAUGUUGCUCCGCCUGAAGGAGCCCGCCAAUAUCACAGACGCUGUGAAGACCCUGGACCUGCCCACCCAGGAACCAGAACUGGAGAGCACCUGCUUCGCCUCCGGCUGGGGCAGCAUCACACCAGAGAAGUUAUCGUACCCAGAUGAACUCCAGUGUGUUGACCUCAAACUCCUGCAGAAUGAAGUGUGUGAGAAAGCCCACACGCAAAAGGUGACAGAAUACAUGCUGUGUGCUGGGCAUCUGGAAGGCGGCAAAGACACUUGCGUGGGUGACUCAGGGGGCCCACUGAUCUGCAAUGGUGUGCUUCAGGGUAUCACAUCAUGGGGCUACAUCCCGUGUGGCCUCCCCAAUAAGCCCUCCAUCUACACCAAAGUGCUGCUCUAUGUACAGUGGAUCAAAGACACCAUGGCAGAGAAUUCCUGAAUGCCCUGUCCUGUCGCCUUCCAGUAAAAUCGAAUAUGCAUCAAAUGAGCGUCAAGUUCGGGCAUCAUCUGGCCUUCAGACACCGGGCACCUGGGCACCUGGACUCUCGGUACCCAUCUGGCUGAGGCUAGAGCCUACCCGAAGCCGUCCCAGUCUUGUGCCCGAGGCAUGUGGCCAGGAGCAGGUGGAAAGAGAAGGAGCCCUGACAGGUGUAGAUAGUCAGGGAAAGGGUCAGAUCCUAAAAAGGGGCUGGGCCUGACCGACCUUGCCCUUGCCUUGCCGGGGAGGGUUGGUUAUGGGGGCAAUGGAG